AUGUCUACUCAUCACGAGGAAAGCUUAUCUGAACCUGGAGCAGUCGGAGGUGACAAGCGAAUUCGUCAGCCUACCAAUAAGGGAUUACAAUGGCAGUUAGAAGUGAAGGAAAAGAAAUGGAAAGGCUGCAUUACUUCAUGGAGAAGAUCAUCAACGAAAUUAAGGGCUCUUCUUACUGAUGAAGAUGCAGAAGUUAAUGCCAUAAAAUCCCACAGAGAUGCUCUGCAGGCAAUUACGGAUGAUGCUAUAACAGCUCAAGAAGAAUUUUCUACAGCUGCAAAGAUGCUUUCUAAAGAGGAAAAUAGUGAAGCAAAACUUGAUGAGCUAGAGGAAGAACAUUCAGUUCUAAUGAAACAAACGUACAACCGAGUGAGAGCCACCCAAGGAAGUUUGAGAUUGUCUACGUCAAGUUCUUCAUCAAAACGUCGAUGUCAACAAUGGCUUGAUCAACAGUUACAACCCAACAAUACAGAUGACGUUCAAAGUGAUAAAGUACGUCAAGAAAACAGGGUUGAAAAGAAAGUCAAUGCUGACAAACCAAUUCCAAACGAAGAUCUCAGACCUAGACAACAACAAACAUUUGAGGAGCCUGCAAAUCCUGUGCAAGAGCCUCAUCAAGACCCAGAAUUCCUCACAUCAUGUCUGAUUGACCAGAUGCGACUCAAUCGACUCCCUAUUCCAGAGCCACCAGUCUUUGAUGGAAGCCCCCUACAGUAUCCGGCUUGGAAGAGAGCUUAUGACAUGCUCAUUGAAAGGAAAGGAAUCAUGCCAGAAGACAAGUUUUACUACUUGUUGAAAUACCUAAAAGGCCGUCCCUUUGAGUUAGUUCAGGGAUACUCACUCCUUAGUGACGACCAUGCUUACACAAUCGCAAGACAGGAAUUGGACAAACGUUAUGGAGACACGUUUGUCUUGUCCAAUGCAUUUCGAGACAAGCUAGAUGCAUGGCCUAAGAUAAGUGCAAGGGACUCAGAUGGCCUGCGAAGAUAUGGCGAUUUUCUACGUCAGUGUUUUGCUGCAUCUCAGGUUGUACAUCAUUUGAAACACCUAGAUGAUGAGAGGGAGAACAGAAAGCUAUUGUCAAAGCUUCCAGACUGGCUCACGCAUAGAUGGGGCCGGAAGGUUGUUCAAUGGAGAAGAGAUACAAACUCAUUCCCUCCAUUCCCUGUCUUUGUGAACUUUAUCGUAGAAGAAGCAGAGGUAGCAAGUGUAUCAGUAACGUCUGUUCAGGAAAGGAAGCCAUCGUCUAAAGCUAGGACUCUAUCUACUGGCAUACAGAAGAAAGAUGAAGGAAACAAUAAGAAACUCGGCUGUCUUUUUUGCAAAGGACAGCACCGUCUGGCAGAGUGUACUUCUUUCGCAUCACAGCCUAUGGAAGAGAAGCGAAAAUUUGUCCACAAAUGUAAUCUGUGCUUCGGAUGUCUUAAGCCUGGUCAUAGAUCGAAGGAAUGUCGCUAUAAGAGCACUUGUUCGAGGUGUAAGGAAAGACAUCCUACACCACUUCAUGAUGAUAAUUGGAGUAGUAAGCGACAAUCUAAGGAAGAUGACUCUCUACGUGAGGCAGAGGAAUCUCAUUCAUCCCAUGCAUCAAGCAACAGGAGUAGCUCCCAUACUUCAAAAACCUCUUCUAUUGUUUCAGUUUGGUUAUCCCAUAGUUCAACGCCAAAGGAGAUGUUGGUAUAUGCAAUGCUUGAUACCCAAUCUGACACAACGUUUAUCCUUCGAAGGACGAAGGAAAAAAUGGGAGUUACAGGAACAGAGGUCAACCUACUCCUCUCAGCAAUGUCCAAGGCUGAGGAAAGAGUUGCAAGCGAGAAGAUUAAAGGUCUCAGGGUGAGGGCCUUGAAUGGUAAUAAGGAGAUUAUGUUACCACCAUCUUAUAGCCGUGAUAUCAUGCCGGCGAAUAGAACUCACAUUCCAACGCCUGAAGUCGUCGAGAAUAUUACCUAUCUGGAGUCCAUUAAAGAUCACCUAUCGCCAUUAAUGGAUUGUGAGAUAGCCUUACUCAUAGGCUAUGAUUGUCCUACUGCACUUACUCCUCGAGCUGUCAUUCCCCCACCGGUACAUGGAGGACCUUUCGCAAUGCAGACUGACCUGGGAUGGAGUGUCAUAGGCAUGGUGGAUCAUGGCUGUAAUGAUAAUGACCCAAUAGGUAUCAGCCAUCGUACCAUGGUGAAGGUCCUUCCUGAGGAAGUGCGGCUAGACAGUCAUCCUACAAAAGUCAUGUUCUCAUGCCAAUCCACAGUUAGAGAGGAAAUAGCACCUCAUCAAUUCGUCAAGCUCUUAGAAGCAGAUUUUGCCCCUGAAAGAGCACAACGUCCUUACUCUCAGAAUGAUACCAAGUUUCUGAAACUAAUGGAGGAGCAGAUUCGAGUCACAGACAAUGGACACUAUGAAACACCCCUUCCUUUCAAAGAAACACAUCCUAAUCUGCCAAACAACAGGAAUAUGGCUUUGAAGAGGUUAGGCAGCUUAAAGAGAAAAUUUGAAAGGGACUCUGAGUAUCAUAAGCUUUAUACUCAAAAGAUUCAGGCACUGAUAGAGAAGGGUUAUGCAGAAUAUGUUCCAAACUCAUCUAGGGAAGCUGACACAUUUUGGUACAUCCCUCACCAUGGAGUGCAACAACCCAACAAGCUUCGUGUGGUUUUUGAUUGUAGUGCACGAUGCAACGGUGAGGCACUGAACCACCAUCUGUUGACUGGUCCAGAUCUGACAAAUAAUCUAGUUGGAGUAUUAUGUAGAUUCCGCACUGAUUACGUGGCCUUUAGUUGUGACAUACAGGAGAUGUUCUAUCAGUUUCAAGUCAGAAGUGAUCACCGUGACUAUCUUCGAUUCUUAUGGUGGAAGGACGGAGACUAUAGACAACCUGUAUGUGAUCUGCGUAUGAGAGUACACCUUUUCGGGGCUUCAUCAUCACCAGGCUGUUCAAACUUCUGCCUCAAGCAGAUAGCAACAGAUCAUGAACAGCAAUUUGGAAAAGACGUAAAAGACUUUGUGCAUCAUGACUUUUACGUUGAUGAUGGUUUGAAGUCGGUCCCUACAGCUGAGAAGGCUACUGACCUGAUCGUGAGGACACGAGAGUUAUGUAAGAAAGUUGGGAUACACUUACAUAAAUUUAUCUCCAACUCUCGAAAGGUGAUUGAAGAUGUGCCUGAAGCACAAAGAGCCAAGGAUCUAACAACUAAAGAAUUAUUCCACAAUGACUUACCAAUCCAGAAGGCAUUAGGAGUACAGUGGUGUGUGGAAUCAGACACAUUUCAGUUUCGGCUAACAUUUGACCCGAAGCCUUCAACUAGACGUGGAAUCUUAGCAACUGUGAUGUCGGUGUAUGACCCUCUAGGUCUACUAGCUCCAGUUAUUCUUCCCGGCAAAUUAAUUCUUCAAGAAUUAUGCAAAGAUGGUGCCGACUGGGAUGAUCCCCUGAACGCUGACCUCCAAGCAAGAUGGGAAAAAUGGAAGAACGACAUUGUAAAGGUGGAGAGUCUCUCAAUCAAACGAUGUUUCAAGCCCAACAACUUCGGUGCAAUCCAGAGGGUAGAACUCCAUCAUUUCUCAGAUGCCAGCAGCGUAGGCUAUGGUCAGUGCACCUACUUGAGACUGAUAAAUCAGAAGGGUGAUGUACACUGUGCUCUAGUUAUUGGAAAGUCCAGAGUUGCUCCUGUAAAGACACCUACGAUUCCAAGACUCGAGCUAACUGCGGCUUUGCUCUCAGUCAAAGUAAGCCUGUUUCUUAAAACGGAACUGGGUCUCACAAUCGACAAAGAAGUCUUUUGGACGGACAGUAGAGUCGUACUUGGUUAUGUUAAGAAUGAGACAAGACGUUUCCAUGUAUUCGUUGCUAAUAGGGUGAAACAAAUCAGAGAUGUUUCAUCACCAUCUCAGUGGAAGUAUGUAGAAACCAAAGAUAACCCAGCUGACAAGGCAUCUAGAGGGAUCAGAGUUGACCAACGAGAGAUGACGAAAUGGCUGAUUGGCGCAGAGUUUUUGUGGAUGGAUGACGUCGAAGAUGAGAAGAAUAAGGAUGAAAGCACAAUUCUUCCAAACGAUCCUGAGGUGAAACGCUCCCAUGCUACAACCAAAUGUGCAGAGAAAUUUGAUCUUGAGAGACUCAGACGAUUCUCUUCCUGGCAUCAAGUCAAGAGGGCAUUAGCCAACUGUCUUCGUCUCAAGCAUUACCUCCAGAGAUGCUGUCAGGAAAAGCAAAAGGGUUCAAAUAAAUCCAAGAUCGCCAUUCAACCUCUGUCCACCGAACUGCUUGUCAAUGCUGAGAAAGAAAUAAUACGACACAUUCAGAAAGAUGCUUUCGAAGAUGAGCUACGGAUAUUGGGUGGCAUAGAAGGAGCUACUCGGAAGGGCAGACGUCUCGUCAAGUCUAAGAGCCGUCUACAUCAAUUGGAUCCCUUCAUAGACACUGAAGGAAUUCUCAGAGUUGGAGGUAGACUGACAAGGGUUGAGGGACCAUUCGAGCUUAAGCACCCUGCCAUUCUCCCACAGUCUCAUAUUAUAGAGCUCCUAGUUGCCCAUUGCCAUGCAGAAAUAGCUCACCAAGGAAGAGGAAUGACAAUCAACCACAUCCGAGCUAAGGGAUACUGGAUCCUUGGUUGCAGUCACUUUGUGUCCAAGUUUAUCUCCAGAUGUGUGACCUGCCACAAACUUCGUCAACCAGUCCAAAGUCAGAAGAUGGCUGAUCUUCCCAAAGAUCGGCUUACACCUAGUCCUCCGUUCACUUGCUGUGGAGUGGAUUGUUUUGGCCCGUGGACUAUCAAAGAAGGCAGAAAAGAGUUGAAAAGGUAUGGCCUCAUCUUUACUUGCAUGGCAUUAAGAGCAAUUCACAUAGAAACGCUGAACUCGAUGACUACUGAUGCCUUCAUAAAUGGAUUACGACGUUUCGUUUCUAUACGUGGCCCUAUCAGGCAGCUGAGAUCAGACAGAGGGACAAACUUUACUGGUGCAGCAACUGAACUCUCAAAAGCAUGGAAAGAAAUGGACCAAACGAAAGUGGCAUCUAUUCUGCUCUCAGAUGGCUGUGACUAUCUUGAUUUCAAGUUCAAUUUCCCAGCCUCAAGUCAUAUGGGAGGGGCAUGGGAAAGACAGAUUCGUUCAGUACGCACAAUACUCGAUGCAUUACUGCAUCGAAAUGGUCACCAACUUGAUGAUGACUCGCUUCGUACCUUGCUCUGUGAAGCAGCUGCUAUAGUCAACAGUCGUCCUUUGGCUGUGGAAUUCCUCAAUGAACCCAACCACCCAGAACCACUUACUCCGAACCACCUACUGACCCAAAAGACGAAGGUUAUUCUGCCACCACCUGGGAGGUUUCUUCGUGAAGAUGUUUACCUGAAGAAGCGCUGGAGGAGGGUUCAGCACCUGUGUAAUGAGUUUUGGAGCCGAUGGAGAAAAGAGUUCUUGAACCAACUGCAAUCACGAAAGAAAUGGACUCGUACUCAUCGUAAUAUGAGAGUUGGUGAUGUCGUAAUCAUCAAAGAUGAUCAGUUACCUCGAAACUUAUGGCCACUUGGAAGAAUCGUCGAAACGUAUGAAUCAGAAGACAAUCGCGUUCGCAAAGUGAAGGUAGCAGUGGGUGAUCGAAAACUAGCAGCAUCAGGAAAGCGAACUAUUUCAGUGAAUUACUUAGAUCGUCCGAUUCACAAACUAGUUUUGAUUCUACCCCAGGACGAACAGGGUUAA
Molecule: messenger RNA, 5685 nt
Organism: Lytechinus variegatus (green sea urchin)
Lineage: Eukaryota; Metazoa; Echinodermata; Echinoidea; Temnopleuroida; Toxopneustidae
Exons: 1
Coding region: 1-5685 (1894 amino acids)
Molecular function (GO): nucleic acid binding; zinc ion binding
Source: RefSeq, a predicted model, not a curated record